Messenger RNA from Budorcas taxicolor (takin), 1983 nucleotides. It is a transcript of the gene ZNF394, whose product is annotated as zinc finger protein 394. The coding region runs from base 133 to 1983 and encodes 616 amino acids. Gene Ontology annotation, biological process: regulation of immune system process; regulation of cytokine production; negative regulation of transcription by RNA polymerase II. NCBI's taxonomy places the organism in Eukaryota, Metazoa, Chordata, Mammalia, Artiodactyla, Bovidae. The transcript is spliced from 3 exons. The record is from RefSeq and is a predicted model, not a curated record.
UCUCGUUUAGCACCCGACAGUCAGCAGCCGCUUCUUUGGGGAGAUCUCAUGUGUUCUGCGGCUUUUUGCUGGGUUUGCUGUCACCUCAGCUGAAGGUGGAACUCCGGGAAAGUGCGCACGAGCGGGAGAAGGAUGAGUUGGAGCUGGACCGCAAGUCAAAGCUGCGUCGCCCCUCCGGCCCUAGGUGAUGGACUUUGGAUAGUGAAAGUGGAGGAAGACUCCCCCGGAACUGGGGAGUCCGACCGGCCCGGGGACUGUCCGGAUCCCGAAACUUUCCGAUGUCAUUUUAGGCAGUUCCGUUAUCAGGAGGUGGCCGGACCGGAAGAGGCGCUGAGCCGGCUCAGGGAACUUUGUUGUCGAUGGCUGAGGCCAGAGGUGCACUCGAAAGAGCAGAUCCUGGAGCUGCUGGUGCUGGAGCAGUUCCUGACCAUCCUGCCCCAGGAGCUCCAAGCCUGGGUGCGGAAGCACUGCCCACAGAGCGGGGAGGAGGCGGCCGCUGUGGUGCAGUCUCUUCAGAGACAGCCUGCUGGGACCUCACGCCAGGGGUUGGUGACAGUCCAGGAUGUGGCCGUGUCUCUGACCUGGGAGGAGUGGGAGCGUCUGGGCCCAGCACAGAAGCACUUCUUCAGGGAGAGUGCACCGAAGGAUCAUGGGAACGCAGUCUCACCAAGUUCAGAAACCAGAAUUGAGAACAAAGAGUUGGUUCCAAAGCAAGAAAUUCCAGAAGAAGUAGAGUCUCAAGGGCAGUUACAAGGAUUUCAGGAGAGGGCUCCCCUAUCAUCUGAGUGUGGUGAUGCCCAGCAGGACAGGAGGGAGAAGCCCUUGGGAGACCCCUCAUCGCUGAAACGUGAAAAUUCUCCUGAAGAUCAGGGAGUCACCCACAUCUCAGAUCUCAGGAAUGAUCCCAGCAAAGAAGGAGACGUCAGAAACAAAGAAUUCAGGACCAGUGCCGAGGGUUCAGACUUUGUUCCUGGUCCGUAUGUCCCAACAGCAGGGAGACCCAUCACUGGGGAUCAAUAUGGGAACAACUGCCAACACGGGUUAGACAUGGUGAAACCUCAUGAAUCUCUCAACAGUGAGGACAGUUGCCAUCAUUUGGGCCUAUUUGAGACUCAGGGGUGGUUCCAUGAAGAAAGACCUUACACAUGUGACAGCUGUGAGAAGAGCUUCAAACAGCGUUCCGACCUCCUUAAACACCAUCGAAUCCACACUGGAGAGAGGCCCUACACGUGUCCCAAGUGUGGGGACAGCUUCCGACAGAGCUCAAAUCUCAGCCGGCAUCAGAGAACCCACCUGAGGGAGAAGCACUACACGUGUAAGGAGUGCGGGGAGACCUGCCGCACCUCCAGUCGUUUUAGUCACCAGAGGACACACAAGGGGGAGCGGCCCUACUUGUGUGAGGAGUGUGACAAGAGCUUCAAACGCUGCUCCGACCUCUCCAAACACCAGCGGAUCCACACUGGGGAGAAGCCCUACGGGUGUCCUGUGUGUGGGAGGUGCUUCAGUCAGAGGGCGACCCUUGUUAAACACCAGCGGACACACACGGGAGAGAAGCCCUACACGUGUCCCAAGUGUGGGGACAGCUUCCGACAGAGCUCACACCUCAGCCGGCAUCAGAGAACCCACCUGCGGGAGAAGCACUACACGUGUAAGGAGUGCGGGGAGACCUGCCGCACCUCCAGUCGUUUUAGACACCAGAGGACACACAAGGGGGAGCGACCCUACACGUGUGAGGAGUGCAACAAGAGCUUCAAACGCUGCUCCGACCUCUCCAAACACCAGCGGAUCCACACCGGGGAGAAGCCCUACGGGUGUCCUGUGUGCGGGAAGCACUUCAGUCAGAGCGCGACCCUCGUUAAACACCGGAGAACUCACACCGGAGAGAAACCUUACAGAUGUCUCGACUGUGGGGGCAGCUUCAGACAGAGAUCACACCUUGUCCGACACCAAAGAGUCCACAGAAAUAAAGUCCCAUCAUUUUGA